AUGUCUUUAAACUACAUCAAAAACUUCUAUGAAGGAUGUCUCAGGCCUCCUACGGUGAUAGGCCAGUUCCACACCUUGUUCUUCGGCUCGGUGCGGAUGUUCUUCCUGGGGGUGCUGGGGUUCGCUGUCUAUGGGAAUGAGGCGCUGCACUUCAGUUGUGACCCUGAUCGCCGGGAGCUCAACCUGUACUGCUACAACCAGUUCAGACCCAUUACACCGCAGGUGUUUUGGGCGUUACAGCUGGUGACGGUGUUGGUACCCGGCGCCGUCUUCCACCUGUACGCCGCCUGUAAAAACAUUGACCAGGAGGAGAUCCUCCAGCGACCGAUCUACACCGUCUUCUAUAUCAUCUCCGUUUUGCUGCGCAUCAUCCUGGAGGUCAUCGCCUUCUGGCUACAGAGCCACCUCUUUGGCUUUCAGGUCCACCCUUUGUUCAUGUGUGAUGCCAGUGCGUUGGAAAAGACGUUUAACGUGACCAAGUGCAUGGUCCCCGAACACUUUGAAAAAACCAUCUUCCUCAGCGCCAUGUACACCUUCACCGUCAUCACCAUCUUGCUCUGCGUUGCCGAGAUAUUCGAGAUACUCUGCCGGCGUCUCGGUUAUCUCACCAACCAGUGA
This is a messenger RNA of Lampris incognitus (smalleye Pacific opah), 618 nucleotides long. It is a transcript of the gene gje1a, whose product is annotated as gap junction protein epsilon 1a. The record is from RefSeq and is a predicted model, not a curated record. NCBI's taxonomy places the organism in Eukaryota, Metazoa, Chordata, Actinopteri, Lampriformes, Lampridae. Gene Ontology annotation, biological process: cell communication. The transcript has 4 exons. Bases 1 to 618 code for a protein of 205 amino acids. Gene Ontology annotation, cellular component: connexin complex.